Molecule: messenger RNA, 228 nt
Organism: Plasmodium knowlesi strain H
Lineage: Eukaryota; Apicomplexa; Aconoidasida; Haemosporida; Plasmodiidae
Product: Tim10-like protein
Exons: 1
Coding region: 1-228 (75 amino acids)
Biological process (GO): protein insertion into mitochondrial inner membrane
Cellular component (GO): mitochondrial inner membrane
Source: RefSeq, a predicted model, not a curated record
AUGAAUGAAAAUAUAAGCAAAGUAAAUAGCACCGUGGUAGAGCUACUGGGCAUGUCUGAUUUGUUCAAGAGAAUGCAAAACGCCUGUUGGAGCAAAUGUAUACCCGAUGUAAACGAUUCGUUACUUUCGGUAGGCGAAACCAGUUGUGUUGACAGGUGUGUCCAUAAGUAUAUGGAAAUACAUACACUGGUGGGGAAGAAUCUGCAGGAAUCUCAGCUUCCCAAGUGA